This is a messenger RNA of Guillardia theta CCMP2712, 960 nucleotides long. RefSeq lists its product as hypothetical. The record is from RefSeq and is a predicted model, not a curated record. The transcript has 3 exons. Bases 1 to 960 code for a protein of 319 amino acids. NCBI's taxonomy places the organism in Eukaryota, Cryptophyceae, Pyrenomonadales, Geminigeraceae.
AUGCCUCUUGAGGAUGCGGCGUUUGGUCGGCACUUCGUGCCUGAUGACGGCCCUGCUGCUGAGGUCCUGGCUCGCAAACGCGCCGCCACCUAUCAGCGCCUCACUAUGCAGCUGACGCUGGAGUCGCUCUUGUCUGGUGCGAGGCGCAUGACGCCCUUGCGGGCGCAAGCACUUCUCGAGCCAGAGGACAGCUCCUUUGUCGAGUCGCCCGAGGGGGAGUCUUCGCCGGAGGUCUCCAACUCCGAUGGGGGAAACACGUCGAGUGGCGCCGACGAUCGGCGCGGAGCUGGCGAGGCGGCUCCGUCCCUCACUGUGACGUCGGGUGCCUCCGGAGAGCUCGACACCACUGGGGUGCUUGCUGCUGGUCCGAGCUCGCCUGCUUCCUCCCCGGCAGCGUCUGAGAAGAUUCGCAAACAUCGCGCUGCAUAUGCCAUGACUACUCCUCCUCGAGCGUUCAUCCCUCUUGCCAUCUCGACGGACGGUACCCUGCAUCCUGACACCCUCCGCUUCAUCUGGAACAAGCUGCACUUCGUGCCUGAUGACGGACCUGCUGCUGAGGUCUUGGCUCGCAAACGCGCCGCCACCUAUCAGCGCCUCACCAUGCAGCUGACGCUGGAAGCGCUCUUGUCUGGUGCGAGGCGCAUGACGCCCUUGCGGGCGCAAGCACUUCUCGAGCCAGAGGACAGCUCCUCCUCGGACUUUGUCGAGUCGCCCGAGGAGUCUUCGCCGGAGGUCUCCAACUCCGAUGGGGGACAUAGGAUUUACUGGCAGAAUGCACACAGCGCACAGCGAGAAGCUGCACAAUCACACACAAAACACAAGCCCGAGAAGAACCAGCACUGCUGGCACCCAGACGCGGCAUCGCCAGCCCAAGCGCGAAGCCGCGCAGACAAGCAGCCUAAGGGUCAGGCAAUCAAGCAACAAGCAGCAGGAGCAUGCAGGAGGAAGAAAAUCCCUUAG